GCAAGGGUCAACAAGGGGAGUGCAUAUCGAACGAAUCUCAUUUUUGGAUAAAAUUACCUGCUCAGUCGAGGGUACUAAUACACCCUACAAAUUUUCAGAUAUAUCUGGCCCCUAGACGUUACGAUGUCACUGUUAUGGCUCACACUUGUUGCAACUCUCUUGAAUGGUAUAGAUGCAAGUGGUUAUGGGAAUGGGAAUGAGUGUGAAGCAAACCCAUGCUCGAAUGAUGGAAUAUGUAUCCUAUGGGAAGAGGCUCCCUACUGCUUUUGCCCACCUAAUUACACUGGAGACUUGUGUGAUGAUUAUAUAACAGCACAGAAUGAUACGUGUGACUGUCUAUGGCCAUCAAACACUGGCAGUGGUUGUAGCCCAAACCCUUGCUUCAAUGAAGGGCAGUGUGUGCAGGCAUAUGGAAACUACAAGUGUAUAUGUCCCGGUAAAAGUGAAGGCGACCGCUGUCAUAAAGCAUCAAAAGAAGUUGAGUGCUGGAGCUGGAAGUACAAGCCUAAAAACUGCUCAGCACCUUCCAACCACUCCAAUGGUUACGUAGUUGACCUUCGGGUGGCCAAAAGAAUAUCACGUACCAUAUGCGUCCCUAAUGUCAACUAUGGGUUGUACAAUAAUGACACGAUCUGGGUCAUCGAUGGUUGUAGGGCAAUUUUUGAAAUCGAUUGUGUUAUCGAUGCUUGUAUUGGCGUGACCUGCACACCUCCCUUAAUGUGCCAGAACAAUUAUGACAGUUAUGCCUGCAUCCAAAAUGAAAACCCAUGCACUGACACACCCUGUUUGAAUGGAGCUACCUGUGAUAAUUAUGAAUCUAUGAAGUACAACUGCACAUGUCCUACUGGCUACUACGGCGACAACUGUGAAUUCUUCGAUUAUUGUGGGGAGCUUGCCCCAUGUGAAAAUGGUGCCACGUGUGCAAAUGAUGAAAAUGACGAAAGUGGCUACAACUGUACUUGUCCCGAAUGGUUUGAGGGCCAGAAUUGUAGUGAUGCAAUCCCCAACGGUUGCGAUUCCAGUCCAUGUCAGAACAAUGCCACUUGCAUCCCCUACCCUGGGCUUGUCUAUAACUGCACUUGCUUGGAGGGCUUCACUGGAGAUGAUUGUGAAAGUGUUGCCGGAUUCUCUUUGAAUAUCGUUGGUGUAGCCCCAACAAAGAAGGCGCUUCUUAAAGUGUAUGAUUCAGCAACUGGUUGGUCGUCAUCAUCCAACUUCGAUAUAGAUUCUACCUCAUUUCAAAAAGUUGUCUUUGUGCCUGAGAUUGGAACAUUUACUUUGUUGUUGUACGUUGACGAUGAUUCUGAUGGAUUGUUUUUAACCUCAGGUAUAGACCAGGGUGUGAAAAAAACAUUUACAAUUUCAACAAUAGUUGCGGCGCAAGCCCCUAUAUUUAUUUUGAAUGCGAAUUUGGUAACACUGUACGAGUGCUUUGUAACGUUGGACUCGGUCACCGUACCAACAGCAUUGGCACCGGGAUCAAACGCAGGAUUAUACUGUUUCUUCUAUCCAGAGUUAUGUGGCGUCCCGUGUGUUGACAAUUACGUACUUGUAACGCAACAAAUGGCCACGUGCAGUGGUUCAUCGACUAUCACCUGCUCGUCCGAUGCCGUGAGCGAUAACGCUGUUGUUUGGCCAGGUGGAAGAUGUGACAUGGGCUUAGUAAUACCAAAUGAAGAAUAUCGUAUAAUCUGUGAUCUAAGUCUUGACACGGCACUGGCGACCGGAGAUCCGAUUGAUGUGUUGAAUAAUUCAAACACAACGACCUCGGUCCUUUUCAUGAUGACCGCUUUUGGUGGAAAUUGCCCAAUAAUUAACGACAAUGGAGGCUCGCCUGCCAAUGAUAUCAAUGACGGAAUUCCCUUCUCUCAAACUUGUAAUUGAUUUGAGGGCGGAAAAUAAUUGCAGUUGAACAUGAAUUCUUUAUUGGAAGCAUCUUUAGUACCGUUCCAUAGAUUGUUCUUAAGUACCGUUCAAUAGAUUGUUUAUAUGAAGAGAUUGUUCUUUAGUACCGUUCCAUAGUUUGUUUAUAUGAAGAGAUUGUUUAGCCAUUAAUCUGGAAUUAAUAUCCAAUGAUUACUAUCAAAUAAACAAUUAAUCGAAAGAAAACCAAGAUUUGGGGAAUUUAAAAGUUUUUAAAUAGUAAAAAUUAGGAUCACACUUAAAAUUCAAUUCAGAACAUGUUUAUUAAAAGAAAAUAAUGAAACGGCGAAAAGUUCAAAAGAAAGUCUGUCUCAUAAAAAUACAUGUUUCAUUUUAUAAUGUCAUUUUAAAACUGUCCUUAACAAACCUGGUGUUAAAAUGUAAGUCGAAGGCAUCAUUAACAUGUAAAAG
Owenia fusiformis is the source of this 2334-nucleotide messenger RNA. The record is from the annotation of a GenBank genome assembly. Lineage: Eukaryota; Metazoa; Annelida; Polychaeta; Sabellida; Oweniidae.